This is a messenger RNA of Cornus florida, 312 nucleotides long. RefSeq lists its product as uncharacterized. The record is from RefSeq and is a predicted model, not a curated record. NCBI's taxonomy places the organism in Eukaryota, Viridiplantae, Streptophyta, Magnoliopsida, Cornales, Cornaceae. The coding region runs from base 1 to 312 and encodes 103 amino acids. The transcript has a single exon.
AUGGAAGGUCUCAUCCCUAUAAUUUUCAGGACAAUCAAGAGAACCAAGACUCGCCGGAGCUACGAGUGUCUCUCCUCCGGCACGGCUCAGAGCUACAACAUCGCCGACUUCUACGACACGGGCACUCAUGGCCACAUGUACGUGGCCCCUCCACCGGAGAAGAUGGCGAGCUUCCAUGCAGAAGGUAAUGGUGGUACUCACCGGAGACACAAGUCCCUCGGCGAUGGGCUCUCGCCGGAGCAUAUGGUCAAGUCCAAGCAAAUGGUGCGGUUUAGGAGCCACAGAAUGUUCUCGUGUGUCACUGGUGCCUAA